CUUGACUGAUUGUUGAUUCGGAUUUUGAAAUGUAUUUUUCCAUCGUAUUUCUGUGCUGUUUUCCAGCAUUCAGUUCACCAAUCUGCAUCUCAAUCUGUGCCGCUUUAUUACUUGCUCCUUGUGUUUGGCCUUGUCUGCCUUGACUACCGACCAGGCAAGGUGGAAACGAAGGGAAGGAAAAAAGAGCAAAAAAUUGAAACUAUAUGAGAUGGUCAUUUGCCUUCAUGCAAUGACAAAACGUUCGGUUGGUUUGGGACACCAUCACCGGUAGCAUAAAUUGCAUAUUGAUUGCACGAGCAACGAGCUGAAAAGGACGGAAGGAUGGUGGUGUGUUUGGUUUCUUUACGAGCUCUUUUCCAGAACCGGUUCCGGCAGGCGAAAUCGGAAGAAGCACUUGUCCCGUCCAGGUGUGGUGGUAUCGAGGUCAGGAUGAAAUAUUAAUUACAAAUCUCUUCCCUCUUUGCUCGGAACUCCUGCUUGCUGCGGUGGAAAAAGGUAUUCGAUCCGCAGGAUGGAUUAAGCAGCUUGUAUGAGACGGUUGGGUGCCGGGUUCUAUUCCGUUUAUGCAAUUUGCAAACAGUAAUAUCCGCUGGAAGCAACAGUGUGUUGUGCCCACAGCUCAUCGAUCAGCUAGUGAUAAAUAAUCUUCAACACAAACAAACACGCCUCCCGCUCGUACCAGCAAGAGGAGCAAUAAAAGCAUCAGCCACAACCUUCGAUUGUUCUGCGCUCGAUAUUUCCCUAGCCGCAGUCUGCAGUCUGCGGUAACUGUGUCCAGCGGCAACCCAACACAAAAUCUCCCCAGAACGGAAAAUGACAGAUCCGAAUGGUGGUGGUGCAAACGAUGUGGAAAUGAAUGCUUUGCCGCGCAAUCAGUCAGCGAACCGGUUCCAGGUUAACCUUGUCAAUCAUGACGACCCGGCCGCCCAUGGAACCGGCAACGGUACGGCAACGGAACCGGUCACCGAGGACGACGUCUUCCCGGAGGAGAUGGUCAAACGGCGUACCUCCCGUCUGCAGUCGCUUCGCAGCAGCUUCCGCACAGAUCGCGACCGGGAUCCGGAGCAGCCAAGGCAGCGCAAGCCCUCGACACGCUUCAACGUCGAGGGUGGCGAAUCAGACUCGAACGAUGACGAGGAGGAUAAUUUGAUCGAUGAGAAUCGUUACGCGCGAAGCUUCCGACACUUCACACGAGAAGCCCUACCGCGGAUGGAUAAUUAUCGGAACAUCCUAUCGUUCCAAGGAAAUCAGAGACCCACGCUGGAUGAGCUACAUGAUGCGUCCAUCACAAAUAAGGAAACGAUGCGCCGAGGAACCGUGCACGAACCGGCCGAGAUGGAUGGUGCAAUAAAGUUCGGCUGGAUAAAGGGCGUUUUGAUGCGUUGCCUGUUAAACAUCUGGGGCGUCAUGUUAUUCCUACGGCUCAGUUGGGUAGUUGGACAAGCUGGUAUCGUGCAAGGUGUGAUACUGAUCGUAAUGACCACGGUGGUAACUACAAUUACGGCUCUAUCGAUGUCCGCCAUUAGUACGAACGGUGUGAUAAAGGGUGGCGGGACAUACUACAUGAUAUCGCGCUCGUUAGGGCCCGAAUUUGGAGGUUCGAUCGGGUUGAUCUUCUCGCUGGCGAAUGCAGUCGCGUGUGCCAUGUACGUGGUUGGCUUUUGCGAAUCCAUGAUCGAUCUGCUAGCCUCGUUUGGUGUUGCGAUUGUGGACGGUGCCGUUAACGAUGUGCGUAUUAUCGGUUGCAUUACAAUCAUCAUUCUACUGUGCAUCGUAGUCGUCGGAAUGGAAUGGGAAGCGAAAGCUCAGAUCGUGCUGCUGAUCAUCUUGCUGGUUGCCAUUGUGGACUUUUGCAUCGGUUCCGUGUGGGGUCCAAAGUCGGAUCUAGAUUUGGCACGUGGUUUCGUUGGGUUCAAUGCGUCGGUGAUGGUUGAAAACAUGCACUCCGCGUACCGGAUGGUUAAGGGAACGCAGCACGAUUUCUUCUCCGUGUUUUCGAUCUUCUUCCCCGCUGCGACGGGUAUUCUGGCCGGAGCAAACAUCAGCGGUGAUCUGAAGGAUCCUUCGUCCUCCAUUCCAAAGGGCACAAUACUUGCCAUCGUGAUUACGUCCGCCUCUUAUGUUGGUAUGGCGAUCAUUGCCGGUGCGACGGUGCUGCGUGAUGCUACCGGUAAUCUUACGGACGUCGUCAACGGAACUUGGGACUUCUCCGAUUGUGAGGUGCAAAGUUGCAGCUACGGUCUGCACAACUCCUUCCAGGUAAUGGAGUUGGUUUCGGUGUUUGGACCGUUGAUAUAUGCUGGUUGUUUUGCCGCUACGCUAUCAUCCGCUCUAGCCAGUCUCGUGUCAGCUCCGAAAGUAUUCCAAGCGUUGUGUAAGGACAAACUGUACCCGAAGAUAAGUUGGUUCGGUAAAGGCUUUGGCAAAAACAACGAACCAGUGCGUGGAUAUAUUCUGACAUUCAUCAUCUCCGUGGCAGUCAUUCUGGUGGGCGAUCUGAACAUGAUUGCACCGCUGAUAUCUAAUUUCUUCCUGGCGGCCUAUUGUUUGGUCAACUUCAGUACAUUCCAUGCCAGCUUGGCAAAGCCUGUCGGCUGGCGACCAACCUUCAAGUAUUACAACAUGUGGCUCAGUCUGCUUGGUGCUAUUUUAUGCAUUGCGGUUAUGUUCCUGAUAUCCUGGCCAACGGCACUGAUUACAUUUGCGGCUGUACUGUCACUGUACUUGAUCGUGUCAUAUCGCAAGCCGGACGUUAACUGGGGCUCAACCACUCAGGCACAGACGUACAAGAACGCACUGCUUUCCGUGCAGCAGCUGAACAACGUUGAGGAGCACGUCAAGAAUUAUCGACCCCAGAUAUUGGUUCUCUGCGGACAUCCAAGUUCGCGCCCGCUGCUGGUAAACUUCGCCUACCUGCUUACGAAGAAGCUUUCCCUGCUUGUCUGUGGCCACGUAACCAAGACACACGUUUCGCAGAAGUAUCGCAACCAUCUGCAGAAGAAGGCAUCCGAAUGGUUCCGUCGCCACAAGGUUAAGGGGUUCUUUUCGCUAAUCGAUGAUAAUGAUUUCGAAACAGGAGCGCGCGCAAUCAUGCAGGCAUCCGGUAUCGGGAAACUGCGCCCGAACGUGCUACUGAUGGGCUUCAAGAGCGAUUGGGAUCGGUGUGAAUCGGGCGAGCUGGAGCAGUACUUCAACGUCGUCCAUAAAGCGCUCGACAUGUACUUAUCGGUGGCUAUACUGCGUGUUGGUAAGGGUUUCGACUACUCUCAGGUGCUCGGUGAGGAUACGGUGAAGUUUAUCUCGGAGUACCCACGUACGCUGGUGGCGAACGAUAGCACCAAUGAUCUGCUCAGCCAUAACAAGGUUAGCUCGCUUCACGGCAGCUGUGAUUCGCUCAGUCGCAACGUUUCGCAAGACCAAACGAUUGACGUUAACGAGAAGAACUCGAAAAAUCUCAAGUCAAGCAGUACCAGUGAUUUAAGCAAAUCCAUUUCCGUAGCUCCCGAUCCGAUUGAUAUCAGCGCUAAACUCAUAACAGAAACGGGCCAACGGUCACUGAAGCGUGGCGAUCCAUCGCUCUUGUACCGCGGACCGGGUGGUUCCGAGCUGCCGAAGGAGGUGCUCGACGAGCUGACACAGUUCACCUCGAAGAAGAAGACGGGUAUCAUUGACGUUUACUGGCUGUACGAUGACGGUGGCCUCACGUUGCUAUUGCCGUACAUCAUCAGCACACGGCGGAACUGGAGCUCGUGCAAGUUGCGCGUGUUCGCACUGGCCAACCGCAAAACGGAGCUCGAGUUCGAGCAGCGCAAUAUGGCGAGCCUGUUGGCGAAGUUCCGCAUCGACUAUUCCGAUCUGCAGCUGCUGCCGGACGUCACGAAGAAACCGAACCAGGAGAUGGCCGACUUCUUCAAAGCACUAAUUAAGGAGUUCACCGUGAAGGACGAUAACUCGGAUGCCAACACAGCUGGAAGUUCAUACAUAUCGAAGGCGGAAUUGCUGGCCGUACAGGACAAGACAAACCGGCAUCUGAACCUGCGCGAAUAUCUACUACAACACUCGAGCAAGUCGGACCUCGUCGUCAUGACAUUACCGAUGCCGCGGAAGGGUGUCGUAUCGGCUCCACUCUACAUGGCGUGGUUAGAAGCGUUAAGCCGUGACCUUCCACCUUUCCUGUUUGUCCGCGGCAACCAAACGUCUGUGCUGACGUUCUACUCUUAACCACAGCCCGGACGCGGCGGACCUGUUCCGGCAACAAUUCAUUCAUUUUGCAUUUGUGCUCUGCAUUUGGCUAGCGGCCGUUGUUAUGUUUUAUUCGUUUCGUUUCAUUUUAUUGCUUUGCUGUGUGAGCCGAAUGAGCCUUAUUAUUAGCCUUUUGUUCGUUUGUUAGAUCGAUAUCCAACCAGCAUCCUUAUAGCUUUCGCAUUAAUUUAUUGCCGUUUUUGGACGCAAGGCGUCUUUAACCCGAAGCACACCGGACAAACAGCUUCCCCAACGAACCGACGAAGAAGAAAAACGCAUUAGCAAAAUCCAUUUUAGUGAUUCCCCGGUGAAAAGGGAAAACUUUUCCCGCAAACGGAAGCCAUUCUCCGGACUUUGAGUGAAUCCUCACUAAUGGGUCAGAAUUGUGAGGUUCGGUCUUGUUAAGGUGAAAAGUCAGCAGUUAGAGCGUUAUCGCUUCAGGUUUUGAGUUUCCUGUUUCAUGGUUUUUAUUACAUUUCUAUAUCUGGUUGGUUUCCACUGGAUGACCACGAUGUUCAUUUGGCAGAUGGUUUCCAUUUUUUUAGUGCUGUAACAGAAGAAAAACAAAAGGACGAAUAUCCGAUACCAAAACAUCAACCCUCAGAAGUAAAAGGAUGCGAAUGAUAUCUGGUUUCCACUGAGAUGUUCCCGGUGACAAUGCACCCGAGGGAGCACUGCGAAAAGCAAGAAUGCAACCGAUAUCCGUUUUCCGCCACGUUCGAUGCUGUGCGGAAGGGUCAUCACGCCUGUCGGGCAGCUGUUCGUUCGGUGGGUGGUUUGUGGGUUUGGAUGUUUUGAUUGUAAGAUUGUAUUUUCAUGUUAUCGUCCUCUAUUGCUCUCUAUCUGCUUUUUGCUUUCCCCGUUUCCGCAAUAUGCUAUCGUUCUAAUCUAAUUGUGCGACCGUGUGUUUGUGAGCUAUGGUGGCUGCAGUUUCAGUUGCCAUUUGUGUUUUUUCUCUUAUUUUUUUUUAUUUCGAAACACUGUGCUACACGGAAUUCCUGUUGCUGUUGCUUGUGCUGACACUGCGCGGCGGAGCAGCAGAAUGUUGAGAAGUGAAAAAUGCAUCUUUUAUUACAUUGCAUUGCAAGCAGGAUAUCGUGCUGGUUCUGUUCGGUACACCACGGGGAAGAAUUAGUGGGACGAAUUGUAGCGUAGUAGUCAUGAACAAAAGUCAACACCCAAGUCUUCUGGGGGGGUCCCAAUCCCGUUUGCGCAUUGUUUUUACUUGACCUUUAACGGACCAAAGUGUCAGUGCAAAGCUUAGAACACACACACUGAGAAAUCACUAGCACUUCUGCACACAUUCCAUACCGAUAAAUGCUCCUCAGGAUUGCGUCGCUGCUGUCAAGUUCUCAGGACAUUUCGCUGCAAGUACUGGGAGAUAUAUAAGUAUUAAUUUUCUGCAUCCGUAUGCGCCUUUUGGGCGCAUGGGGGGUUUGUGUGUGUGUGUACCGGUUCAGCAAGAAAUCUGACACGUGAAACCCCCUUUUCUAACAGUGUGCUCGCGCUGUGCCUGUGGAUGUUUUGUUAUUUAUAGCAUUAUUUCAUUUACGAUAGGAUUAGACAGCAUGGAGCUUGCAAAUACAGCUUCAGAGCUUAGGGUAGACGAUUGUCGACGAAAGGUUAGAUGGAAUGGCGGGAGACAACCUGGCUUACGGUAGAUUAAAUGAAAGGAGUGCCUUUUUUUUCCUCGGACACAAACUCGAGGACAAAAACAGUUGAGUAUAUUUGGGUAAAAGUUUGGCAUCGUUGCAACGGACGGAGUGCAUAAUUUGUUGUACAAGAAAAUAAUGACCACAUGGAAAGAGUUUAGUAUUGUUGAAACAUUAGAUACGAAAUGUGAGGUAAAAGAUGUAAUAAAGCUCUGUACAACUUUGUUCGAAAUAAAACCAAUUCCAGUAUAUGUACAAAUAUA
This is a messenger RNA of Anopheles funestus (African malaria mosquito), 6157 nucleotides long. RefSeq names its product bumetanide-sensitive sodium-(potassium)-chloride cotransporter (gene Ncc69). Gene Ontology annotation, molecular function: sodium:potassium:chloride symporter activity. Gene Ontology annotation, biological process: chloride ion homeostasis; sodium ion transmembrane transport; potassium ion homeostasis. Gene Ontology annotation, cellular component: membrane. The coding region runs from base 814 to 4221 and encodes 1135 amino acids. The transcript is spliced from 9 exons. NCBI's taxonomy places the organism in Eukaryota, Metazoa, Arthropoda, Insecta, Diptera, Culicidae. The record is from RefSeq and is a predicted model, not a curated record.